Molecule: messenger RNA, 1854 nt
Organism: Pungitius pungitius (ninespine stickleback)
Lineage: Eukaryota; Metazoa; Chordata; Actinopteri; Perciformes; Gasterosteidae
Product: gastrula zinc finger protein XlCGF17.1-like
Exons: 1
Coding region: 30-1010 (326 amino acids)
Biological process (GO): regulation of transcription by RNA polymerase II
Molecular function (GO): RNA polymerase II cis-regulatory region sequence-specific DNA binding; DNA-binding transcription factor activity, RNA polymerase II-specific
Source: RefSeq, a predicted model, not a curated record
AGCAGCUUCAAGGGCUGGAGAAGGCUGACAUGACUGUGUCAUUCACUCCUGUGAAGAGUGAAGAUGUUAAAGUGGAAGCUCAUUCCUCGCAACCUAAUCACAGAAAAACUGAACAGAUGGAGACAGGAGGUGAUGGAGAGGACUGUGGAGGACCAGAACCAGACCGCAACUCUGGUCCAGCCAGUCCUCCAGAUACUGAUAAGAAAACUGGAGACUCUUCUGAGACUGAGGACAGUGGUGAUUGGAAUGAGACCAGAGAACCUCUGUCUGGUGAAGAGUUUGUCAGUGAUUCUAGAUGUAGAACAAGUGAGAAACCUUUGAUCUGUUCUGAAUGUAAGAAAACAUUUGGUUGCAUUCAGAAGCUGAGGAAACACAUGAUGACCCACACAUCAGAGAAACCUUUCAGCUGCUCUCAGUGUGGUAAAUGUUUCACCCAAAGGGGACAUCUAAACAUACACGAGAGAUUGCACACAGGGGAGAAACCUUUCAGCUGUUCAGAUUGUGGUAAAUGUUUCACCCAAAGGGGAAGUCUAAAUGUACACAUGCGAUGUCACACAGGAGAGAAACCUUUCAGCUGCUCAGAUUGUGGUAAAUGUUUCACUAGAAGUGAAAAUCUAAAGAGUCACAUGAGAAUGCACACAGGGGAGAAACCUUUCAGCUGCUCACAGUGUGGGAAAUGUUUCACUAUGAGUCAACAUCUAAAGAGUCACAUAAGAUUGCACACAGGGGAGAAACCUUUCAGUUGCUCAGAUUGUGGUAAAUGUUUCACUGAAUGUGGAGCGCUGAAGAAACACAUGUAUUGUCAUUCAGGGGAGAAACCUUUCAGCUGCUCACAGUGUGGUAAAUGUUUCACCCAAAGGGGAAGUCUAAAUGUACACAUGCGAUGUCACACAGGAGAGAAACCUUUCAGCUGCUCAGAUUGUGGUAAAUGUUUCACUAAAAGUGAUAAUCUAAAGAGACACAUGAGAUUGCACACAAGGGAGAAACCUUUCAGCUGCUCAGUGUGGUAAUUGUUUCACUAGAAGUAGAGAUGUAAAGAGACACAUGAGAUGUCAUACGCUGUGUAAAUCUAAAAGUCCACAUGAAAACUCAGAUGAGAAUCCCCUUUAAUGUCUUUCCCUAAUUUACAUCACCGUUUCCCACGUGAGUUUUGAAUAUCCGUCGCAAAGCUAUAAUGACAAAUAUUUGAAGCUACUCUUCAUGUUAACAAUUAUAACCAACUAUCUAAGAAUUCCUCACAGGGAUUUUUUGGGACGACACACUUUAAUUGGGACGACACUCUGGUUUGGUUUUUCCUAUGCUCCCGAGGGUUUUGGGUCACAGGAUGUCACAUGUGAUAUACAAAAUGAAAUUAAUUGAAAUAUCUUCUGACAGAUGGUCAGAAGUUCAUAUUUCAAGAACAAAAUGUUCUUGUCAGUCACACACAAACUAUAAACUAUCCUAAGCUAUUAAUUCAUUGGAAAGGUGUAAUCUAAGGCAGUGAUUCUAAACCAUCGGUCCGCGAGCGCCACCUAGAGGCUUUUUACCCGUGGGCAGUUGAAAUAUUUCUACUCUGGGCAAAGAAUUAUAAUAAUAUAAUUAAUUAACGCGUUAAAGUCCCGGCCCUAAUUAAUGCAUACAUUUCCAUGAACCAAAUUCUGUUUUGCAUUUUUUAUGUGCAGAAAAAUACCAGAAGGCCUUUAAAUGUUUUUCAUGCAUUGAGUUCUUACUCUUUAUAUUGUUUUAACGUUUUUUUAGGAAACUUUUUUUAGGCAUUAGUUUUCCUAGUCAAUCCUCAUAUUGAGCUGCUUACAUAUUUAUAUAUCGAACUAAUACAUCUUUGUGUGUUGAGAAACAAAAAGUAGAAAACAUUGC